GUAUAUUGUGGCACCAAGACUUUUCAUUGCUUUUCUAUAACUAUGCAAAUUAUACAAUUUAUACGUGUGCGGGCCCCAUUCGGCACGCAGUAGACCCGAGAGGUCCACUGUCACGUGCCUAAUUGAGCCGGUCACGUUUUGUCCCGUAACAGAGCCCCUCUCUUUACACUUCGCGUCCCGAGAAGUGUUUGCUUCCUUCCGUAUUGUUUACUCGGAAUGUGGGUCGCGUCGUCGCGUCGCUGCAUGCCCGACCCUGCGCCGCAUUCCAAAAGCAAUUCCAAUCUUGUUUAGGCAUUACAAACAAUAAACAAGCAAACGGCGGCAUUCUUACACGCCUCACCGCCUUACCGGCAGAUCACCGAUAGUUCUAUAAGGGGGGUCUUCUUGCCUCUGAUAUAUCUCCCACAAUCAGAUUAUUCCCCCUUAUUUACUCAUACGAAGAUGGCUGCACUGCAACCCAUCGCUCCGGCUGCUAUCGCUGAUCGGUCCGCAGCGGCCCCUUCCGCGUUAGUUAUCCCUACUUGCCUUCGAUGUUCUAAGCGAAUUGCCGUCUCUUCUAACGACGAAUUUUGCCAUUUUGAUAAAGGUCCUGCUGCUAAAUGUAGUUAUUGUCGCAAACAAAAGAAAGUCUGCCUCCCGAUACCUCCUCGCUUUGUUCCCGACGUGAACCUCUUAUAUCAGACUCAUGCCUUUUGGUGCCUUACUCCGGAUAAUAGCCAAGAGGAUGAGGACGCCUCCGAGGUGGUGAUUCGCCGGUGUAAUCGAUACGUCAAGGCAGUGGAGGCUUUCCUUCGAAAAGAGGUUAAACAAGGGGGGACUCACAAACCGCAGUCCGCAGAGGAAUUGACUCUUCUUCUGGUGUCCAAAUUGAGUAGAAUUGGCGAUCUUAUGGAGCGCAUUGUGGAUUCGUAUCGAUUCGUUAAUAACCUGCCUGCCUUGGACGUCGCCGCCGCAGCUCCUACUGCACCAUUAAUCGCCGCCUUAAACUCGGACGAAGAAGGGGAGUUCAUGGCUCCGGUUAUACACCCUCGCGCUGUGCGCGCUGUCGCCGACGCACUGCAGGGUGUCCAAGCUCCUCCGGGGCCCCCAGGUGGUAACCAGGGCCUGAAUAUGGUAGCUGGUUCCCUAGGUCGCCGUCAUGCUUCUGCUUCAUCGAGCCGGACGGGCCCCGCUGUCUUCACGACGGCUCAGCAAGGCCUCCGGAAAGGUUCUGCGAAGUUGAAGAGGAGUGUAAUCGUGGAUCCCAAUGAAUCCGAAGAGUCUGCUCCUGAAGAGGAUGAUGUGUCGGAUCAACCUCAUCAGACCACCGGUGCCCCGCGUCACCCCUUGGAUGAGAGUGUACCGGCUUUAUUGUUUGGAAGCUUGGGUAGAAAGAACGCUCCUCCUGCUACGCCUCGUCGUUCUCGGUCCGAUAAGCUCGCGACUAGAUCCGCCAUUCCCCUUUCCGCUUCUAAGUCGUCGCAGCUUGCCUCUCGCAACACACCGACACCCCGCUCUCAUCCCGUAGGCUCUCUUAAAUCCCGAAAGAGGGCUCCCAGCACUGUUCAACAAGUCUAUAUUGGUGAGUCUGAUAGUCAAGCAGAUUCGCCCCAAAGGCUUCGCUCUGAGAAUUCUGAUGUGGAGCGGGUUUCCAAGAGGCAACGGGUUGCCGCUGGUUUUCCGACAGGAGCUCGCCCUGUCAGCGAGAUUCGCGAGAACGAGGAGGAAGGAGUCGGUGAUCAAGAUGAGAUCAGUGGGGGGGGUGAGGUUGAUCAGAUCGGGCUCGCGAGUCCCGGGGGAUAUGCCAGCGAUGUAGGUUCUGUCCUUCUUGGCGAUCGAGAUAUUGCAGCUGACCUCCUGGAUCAGGCAGAUGAAUUAGGGAACUGAUUUCGACCUUCCA
Messenger RNA from Botrytis cinerea B05.10, 1879 nucleotides. RefSeq lists its product as hypothetical. The record is from RefSeq and is a predicted model, not a curated record. The transcript has 2 exons. NCBI's taxonomy places the organism in Eukaryota, Fungi, Ascomycota, Leotiomycetes, Helotiales, Sclerotiniaceae. The coding region runs from base 442 to 1866 and encodes 474 amino acids.